Messenger RNA from Solanum dulcamara, 1144 nucleotides. Its product is annotated as CASP-like protein 5B1. Gene Ontology annotation, cellular component: membrane. The record is from RefSeq and is a predicted model, not a curated record. Lineage: Eukaryota; Viridiplantae; Streptophyta; Magnoliopsida; Solanales; Solanaceae. The transcript has 3 exons. The coding region runs from base 372 to 836 and encodes 154 amino acids.
GCGAAGUUAAGUAAUAAAGCAAAGGGCCACGUCGGAUUGUCUCCGCAGACUGCACCAUUAUCAAAAUGAGUAGCAUACAAAUGCUUCGCCAUUAUUGUCCAAUUCUUGUCGGAGGAUUAUACAUUAUCUAAGCAACCCUAAACCUAUCAACAAACUUGUAUUUUUAGGUAAAGGGUUCACUUGGGAUGUAAAGAUCUAUGCACAAGCAAUCUGGUAAAUGGGGUUCUUGAAUUUGGGGGAAAUACAGGGAUCUGGGGUUCUUGAAAUGGGGUUUUUGGUUUUCUUGGGGAAAAGGGUCAUGUGCGGAGCUUAAAGGUCUGAAAUUUGGUGAGUACUUGUUGGGAAUUGUAGAAUAGAGAAGUGAUACAAGGAUGAAACAUAUGGUGGGAAGUCCCGGAACUGUGAGUGGGUUGAUAUUGAGAUUUGGCCAAUGUUUAUUUGCAGCUGGAUCAAUUGGGGUCAUGGUUUCUGCUUCUGGAUUCUCUAAUUACACUGCUUUCUGCUAUUUGAUUGCAUCAAUGGGGCUUCAAGUAUUGUGGAGCUCUGGGCUUGCAUGUCUGGACAUGUAUGCUUUAAGGAUAAAGCGGGACCUUCAUAAUCCAGUCUUAGUGAGCCUAUUUGUUGUUGGAGACUGGGUGACUGCAACCCUGUCACUUGCAGCUGCGUGCUCGUCAGCAGGGAUUGCUGUUUUAUAUUCAAAAGAUUUGAAGUUCUGCAGUACUCCACCUCAUCUUUCAUGUGGUCGAUUUGAGCUCUCUGUGGUGUUGGCAUUCUUAACCUGGUUUCUUAUCGCCAUUUCUUCCCACGUGAUGUUUUGGAUUCUAGCCGCCAUCUAAUGAUUUGAGCACUUCUCUCUACUGAGAAUAUUGCUUCUGAAAUUACCUCCAAGGCCGGUCACAUCUAAAUCUAAUUACACAAACUUGUAAUCGUAUCUCCCUUUGGCAGUCCACAUGAGUUUCUUCUGCACUGAUGGAGUUGCUUGGAGUUCAGUUGUGCUCAUCAAGUUCAAUUUUGAUUUGAGUGUAAAUUGUAACCUCGUCUUUAUACUCUUAUCUACUGCAGUUCAAUUACAUUUAGAUCUAGUGUGAGUCCUGAGGUUUUUCGCGAGCAAUACAAAAUUGGCCCUGCACAUUUUGAAAUCAAA